Molecule: messenger RNA, 1729 nt
Organism: Manihot esculenta (cassava)
Lineage: Eukaryota; Viridiplantae; Streptophyta; Magnoliopsida; Malpighiales; Euphorbiaceae
Product: cytochrome P450 89A2
Exons: 1
Coding region: 35-1585 (516 amino acids)
Cellular component (GO): membrane
Molecular function (GO): oxidoreductase activity, acting on paired donors, with incorporation or reduction of molecular oxygen, NAD(P)H as one donor, and incorporation of one atom of oxygen; iron ion binding; heme binding
Source: RefSeq, a predicted model, not a curated record
UCUCAAUCCUCAGUUGCUCAUCCUUUUCUAUAUCAUGGAAACCUGGUUCCUCAUCCUCGUCUCCAUCUCCAUUGCUGCCUUUCUCAGAGCUCUCAUCAACCUUUGCUUGCCUUCCAAGAACUCAGCCCUCAACCUCAAACUCCCUCCAGGCCCUUCUAACUUUCCGAUCAUCGGCCACUUUCUAUGGCUUCGCAAAUCCUUCGCCGAACUCGAGCACAUCAUUCGUUCCCUCCACGCCAAGUUCGGCCCUGUUAUCACCCUCCCCAUCGGCCCUCGCCCUUCCAUCUUCGUUGCCGAUCGCAACCUUGCCCACCAAGCCUUGAUCCAAAACGGUGCAGUGUUUGCUGACCGCCCUUCGGCUCUUGCUGUUGGCAAAGUCCUCAGUAGCAACCAGCAUAACAUCAACGCCUCCUUUUAUGGCCCUACAUGGCGCCUCCUCCGCCGGAAUCUCACUUCAGAACUCCUUCAUCCUUCAAGAGUGAAGUCCUAUUCGCACGCUCGAAAGUGGGUGCUGCAAAUCCUCGUUAACCGCUUUGAAUCGCAGUCUAAAUCUGGAAAUCCUGUUCAUGUUUUGGCUGGUAUUCAAUACGCCAUGUUUUGCUUGCUAGUUCUCAUGUGUUUUGGCGAUAAGCUCAAUCAGAAACAGAUUGAAGAAAUCGAGAGAGUCGAGCGAGCUAUGCUUUUGAAUAGUGGCAGCUUCAAUUUACUCAAUUUCUGGCCAAGAUUGUCUAAAAUUGUGUUCCGCAAACGCUGGUCACAGUUCUUGCAGCUCCGGAAGGAUCAAGAAGACGUAUUAAUUCCAUUAAUUAGAGCAAGAAUGAAGGUGAAAGAAGAGAAAUUAAGCAAAUCCAACAACGAAAAUGAUGACUAUAUCCUAUCAUAUGUUGAUACACUUCUAGAUCUUCAACUCCCCCAUGAGAAAAGAAAGCUCAGCGAAGAUGAAAUUGUUACUUUAUGCAACGAAUUUCUUAACGCCGGCACAGACACUACCUCCACGGCCUUGCAAUGGAUCAUGGCGAAUCUGGUCAAGUACCCACAAAUUCAAGAGAAGCUUUUCGUGGAAAUGAAAGGGGUUGUUGGGGACGCAGCAGAAGAGAUAAAAGAAGAAGAAGUGCAACAGAUGGCUUAUCUGAAAGCUGUAGUUUUAGAAGGACUAAGGCGACACCCACCAGGGCAUUUUGUGCUGCCACACUCAGUGACUGAAGAUGCAAAAUUGGGUAACUAUUUAGUGCCCAAAAAUGGGACUAUAAAUUUCAUGGUAGCAGAGAUGGGUUGGGAUCCAAAGGUGUGGGAGGAUCCAAUGGCUUUCAAGCCAGAGAGAUUCAUGGGGAGUGAAGAAGUGUUUGAUAUAACAGGAAGCAGAGAGAUUAAGAUGAUGCCAUUUGGAGUUGGAAGGAGGAUGUGCCCUGGCUAUGGCUUAGCAAUGCUUCAUUUGGAGUAUUUUGUAGCUAAUUUGGUUUGGAAAUUUGAGUGGAAAGCUGUGGAUGGAGAUGAUGUUGACUUGUCUGAGAAGGAGGAGUUCACAGUUGUGAUGAAGAAUCCAUUGCAGGCCAUCUUAUCUUCCAGGUUAAAAAACAUAAGCUGAAAUAGUGUUAGCAUUAGUAGCCAACCCAUCAAUGGGAAACUUGUGGUAGAAUUGCUUAAUAGAUUUCAAUGUUACCUUUUGGUACUGGAGAUUUUAUGACUAUCUGGUGUUCAAUAUAGUUUCUUGGUCAUAUUAUUUUAAUUA